This is a messenger RNA of Penicillium oxalicum, 216 nucleotides long. RefSeq lists its product as uncharacterized. NCBI's taxonomy places the organism in Eukaryota, Fungi, Ascomycota, Eurotiomycetes, Eurotiales, Aspergillaceae. The transcript has a single exon. Bases 1 to 216 code for a protein of 71 amino acids. The record is from RefSeq and is a predicted model, not a curated record.
AUGGCCCCGGGCUGUGCAGGAGACCAGACGGCCCUCGAGCCAAGAGCCGAUCACAAGUAUUCCACACUCGCAACAUAUCCGAUUCAAUCACCUCUCCCCUAUCCAACCAGCAUUCUCGAUUCUGAAACGGCCUGGAUCCAAGCGUGGAACUUGCAGGAAACUUACUCCACGGACCACGAGCCACGAGGGAGAGGGCUGAAGACACCCGAGGCCUAA